CCACCCCUUUUUUUGGAACAACGCAGUUACACAGCCAGACCUCAAGAAUCUGCCCUUGAAGUCAGCGCCAGUUUGAAGAGGCUCCAAUAGAAAGGUGAGUGUACGUAAUAAUUUAAAAUAAUGUCAUUGUUUUCAAUCUGUUGCUUAUUUAGCCUCAUGGAAAUACAGUGUGGCUCUGUGAUUUAGCGUGAGAGGUCAAAACUGCAUGAUACAUCACAUUUGUAGUGACAACUUUAGCUAGCUACGUAAGCUAAUCGGUAACGCUAGCAAGGCAAACGGAUCAUGUUGGUCAAAGUCAAGUUCAGAGGCAUCCAGAAAUUCAUUAGCAUUUCCGAAGCCAAGCUCAGUGAACUGCUUGAGUGUGCAUUCCAGAAGUUUGGCAUCUCCCUCAGCCAAUUGCCUAAUGCAAAGCUCUUUGAUGACUCCAAAACUGAGGUUGAUCAUGAGGUGUUUGAAGAAGUGAUCGGUGCAAAUACUGGUGUUUAUGAGCUAUCCAUUGAUGGUGUCUCUGAAGGUUUGUAUUGUCUAAUCAAUGUCAUGUUGUUGUGUUUUUUUCAGGCUGAUAUAGAUGCUAUUGAAUUCUUUUUCCAUGUUGAUAAUUGGCAGUGGGGACACAGGAUUAUACUCUGCAUUAAUAAUGUUAAAUGUCUAAAUAGGACAUGGGUAAAACAGAUGACCCAACCUGUAUGUCCUAGGGUACUCUUUCUCGUUGGGUUGUUUUUAGGAGACCUUGGAGGGGCUCUUUUACCUGUUUGGAAGAAAAUGGUUCUCAAACUUUACGUAAAAUAUUGCUAUGCAGGUUUUGUUUCUGAGGCACCAGCUGUUGGCCAGUCGACACCUGUAAGUCAAGAGGACUCUGAUACUGACUCUAUUGUCAUUGUGAGCGAAGAAAGUCCCCAGGGGAAACGGUCCAGACCAAAUAGAUCUGAUGCCCAUGCUUUGGUUGACGAAAUACUUCGCAAGAAACCUGGUGGUGAUAAUGUCAUUAGGGAGUAUGACAGAACAAAAAUGUUGUCAGACAGUACACGGCGGAAAAUGGUGAACAUUCUAGUAGCUGAAAUGAUGGAGAAGCAUGGAAAAAUGCCACCACGCCAUGUAAGAGAAAUGUAUGCACGGGGAAUUAUCGAGCUCUUUCCAUACCUGAGGGAUCCCCAAGCAAAACAUGGCUACGAACAUUACUAUGAUUCCCAGAGCGGCCAGGGUUACCUCAGUUGGCGAAUAAAGACAGUCCAGAGAAACAGCUCGCACGGGAAAUCACCAAUCUCCAUCAAGACAUUUGAUGGAGGUCCAACAGCACAAAGACAAGUUGCAGGCACCUCACAACACUCUGAUGAAGACUGCGUCAAUGCAAUCUCCCUGAUGAAGCAUAGUGUUGAUGAAGAAACAGUCAAGCAGAAAAUGAGGAGUACCUUUCGGUAUCGAAGGAAUAUGGUUGAAGAUCCUGAAAGAUGUGGCGAUGUCCUGGCAGAAUACCCACGUUUUAAAGAUGUGAAAGGCCUAAUUGAACAGGACUUUGUGGAGCUGUUUGGAGAGGCCACAAGCAACACAUUUAAGGAGAGAUGGCCCACCGCCUUCAAAGACAAAAUCCUCGCCCAAAGUAAGGGACUACACCGCACAGCUGAGCUCCAAGAACUCAUUGAUGUUGCUGAAUCAUCUGACCAUGUCAAUAGUGAUCGUGAAGAUAUGGGAUGGGACAGUGACAUGUCUGGAAUCCUCCUCCUCCUGUAUCUAUUUCCACCUUCAGCACAGGGUCGCAAGCAACCUGGCAAGAUGGCGGCGGCUCAAGCAGAGAAGCUUCUCGUGGUGUUUCAGAAGGUUAGCCCAACAGUGAAUAAAUAUUACAACCCGCUGUAAAACUAUUGCAUUAGACAUUUUAUCCAAUGCAAUUGUGUUAUGCAGUAGUAAGGCCUUCUGUGGAAUCUGUGGAAUUGGAAGCUUGAUAUACUAUUUUACAUGGUCUGGUCCCAGAAGCAGGGUAUUUAGGAUAUUUUAUAUGCAACAUCAUGUAUUUACACAACCGUUCAAAAGUUUGGGGUCACCUGCUCAUUUUUAUAACCAAUUAAAAUAACCAGAUUGACUGGAAAUUGAACAAAUGUUUUUUGUUCUGUUUGUGUGUCAUCGACAGACAGGAACCAGCAUACAACAGCACCUUGAUUCCAUCGAAGAGAGAAGACAGCCCUAUCUUCUUGCCACCGGUACCAAGAAAAGUCGC
Gadus macrocephalus (Pacific cod) is the source of this 2212-nucleotide messenger RNA. RefSeq lists its product as uncharacterized. Lineage: Eukaryota; Metazoa; Chordata; Actinopteri; Gadiformes; Gadidae. Bases 283 to 1854 code for a protein of 523 amino acids. The record is from RefSeq and is a predicted model, not a curated record. The transcript is spliced from 8 exons.